Molecule: messenger RNA, 2196 nt
Organism: Zingiber officinale
Lineage: Eukaryota; Viridiplantae; Streptophyta; Magnoliopsida; Zingiberales; Zingiberaceae
Exons: 11
Coding region: 343-1857 (504 amino acids)
Biological process (GO): vegetative to reproductive phase transition of meristem
Source: RefSeq, a predicted model, not a curated record
CCUGACUCACGAGGAAUCAUUCCCAGUGAUCGACACGUACCACUGGCGAAGAGCGUAAAGUUUCUUGGCAUCACUCUGGAGUUUCGUUGCCUUCCUUCCGUUCUUCGUCUUGCUCUUGGUCCUUGGCAUCAUCAAAGCUGCUACAAUCGGCCCUGUUGUGACUUCUAUAGUUUUAGUUGGGAAUUCGGCUGUAGUCAUCGGCAUGUGGCCAGCACAUUUCAUCUGGACUUAUUAUUGCGUGCUGAAGUAAAAGCCUCUUACGUUUUCUUUACAUCCUUGAUUUUGAAUUAGUAGGGACGUGGGAGAUGGAGACGGACUGCAAAGCUUGGGCUUGUUCUAAAAAUGUUCUCAUUGGUUGCGUUGCCAUUUCCAUUACUCUUGUCGCCAGCAUUAAGCGUUCUGGGGAGCCUUCUAGUUGGAAUAGGCUAUGGAUUCUUUGCUCCUCUAAUUGCAACAUUUGAGGCUGCUGGAGAACAAGUGGUUGACAAGCUUUAUCAUUGCUUUGCUGAUGGAUGUGUAGACACUGUCAAGGGAGCUUGUACGUUGGUGGUGGACUUCACAGAUUUUUGCUUCCACUCCUACUUCUCAUAUAUGGAUGACCUCAUUGAAAACCUUGGAGCUGGGGAGAAUCCAAUGGAUAUCAAGUUGACAAAGCUACCAAGUUGUUUGCUGGUUUCUCUUAUUGGUACCCUAGUUGAUGUGCCUAUGAUCAGUAUCGUUGCACUGUGCAAGAGUCCCUACAUGCUAAUAAAGGGCUGGCAACGCCUAUUUCACGACUUAAUUGGAAGGGAAGGACCUUUUCUGGAGACAGUUUGUGUACCCUUUGCUGGUUUAGCUAUUCUAUUAUGGCCACUCGCCGUCAUCGGGGCAGUAAUCACUGCAUUUCUGUGCAGCUUCCUUCUAGGAUUUUAUGGGGGCAUUGUUGUUCAUCAGGAGGACUCUUUUCGCAUGGGAAUUGCUUAUAUUGUGUCUGUGAUCUCAAUAUUUGAUGAGUACAGCAAUGAUCUACUUUAUCUAAGAGAAGGAUCAUGCUUUCCAAGGCCCAAGUAUCGAAAAUCAAAUGCUGAUCGAGAGCUUCUUGAGAACAAAGAAGAGGUUGAGAAGAAGAAGGCCCAAAAUGGGAAAGUUCUAUCAAGCUCGAAUACAACAAAGUUAGCUACUCAAAGAUCAACUUUGAAGGAAACAAUACAGCAACUGAAACCUAUUCAAAUAUGGGAUUGGCUCUUCAUGUCUUGUGAGAUCAAUGGAAGGAUACUAUUCGGAGAGGGUCUGAUCACAGUAGAAGAUAUAGAAGAAUGCAUUGUCAAAGGGAAAUGCAAGAAGUUAAGCAUAAGAUUACCUUCAUGGUGUAUUCUCCAGUGCCUGCUACAAUCCGUGAAAUCCGACACAUAUGGCCUUCGGAUAUCUGAUGAAGUGGAGCUUACUAAUUUUAACUGGCCAAGGGACAAGGUGUUUGAUUGGAUUCUAGGGCCACUCCUGAUCAUCAAGGAACAAGUAAGAAAACUUCAAUUGAAAGAGAACGAAGAAGCUUGCUUAAGGAAGUUGAUACUGAUAGGAAAAAAUGAGAAGCCGGAGGACUGGGAUGAAGUUGGUUUUCCAUCAGAUGACCAUGUAAGAAGAGCUCAAUUGCAGGCGAUAUUGAGAAGGAUUCAAGGGAUCGUUGCAAACAUGUCCAGGAUUCCAAGUUUUCGUCGCAGGUUCAAUAGUCUAAUCAAAUCCUUGUAUCUGGAGGCAAUACAGACUGGUGCUUUUGGCAGCCAGAUAGGAGAAAGCAGCAGCAGCAGCAGCAGCAGCAGCAGCAGCAGCUGGAAAAAGAGAAACAAACACAUGAUGAAAUCAAACAGCCUCGAUGUUUAACAGUGCACCAGAUGAUUUUGUUUGGAAAUUCGAUCACUCAAGUGGAAUGUAUUAAUGCUUUGUCUCCAAGUUUAAUCACAGACGAGAUUCUGACCGUAGAGUAAGAUUGACGAUGAUGACGUAUACUAUAUAGAUUAUAGACACGUGGUGGACCCAUUCAAACCGUCCGGUGGCAGAAUAAUAUUGGUCUUCGAUUCCCCCCACCCUAUUGUGAAGCCUACUCACCUCGCGACCCUUCCCCAGUCUCCUUGGCGGCAGCGACGGUCCCCUCGCCACCGUCGCCUUAUCCGGAGAAGGCAAUUGCUCCGGCGUUCCCAAGGAGAGUGGAAGAUCGGAAAG